UCGCAUUUUCGCAUCCAAUCCCAAAACCAGCGGAGAAGAGAGCAGCCGCGGAGAAGGAAGAAGCCGCCAUGGUCAACGGGCUCCCGACCCCUCCCUGCGGCCUCCUCACCGCCGACGCCGCUCGAUCCCUCGUCGAUUCCGUCGACGCCUUCCUCUUCGAUUGCGAUGGUGUCAUUUGGAAGGGGGAUAAGCUCAUUGAAGGGGUCCCCGAGACGAUGGAGCUGCUGCGGAAAAUGGGAAAGAAAUUAGUUUUUGUAACAAACAACUCUAGAAAGUCAAGAAGGCAGUACUCAAAGAAAUUCAGAUCACUGGGACUUGAAGUUACUGAGGAAGAGAUUUUUACAUCAUCAUUUGCGGCAGCCAUGUUCUUAAAGUUAAAUAAUUUUCCUCCAGAAAAGAAGGUUUAUGUUGUUGGAGAAGACGGAAUUUUGGAAGAGCUCAAGUUAGCUGGUUUUGAAUGUUUUGGUGGUCCGGAGGAUGGCAAGAAAAACAUAAAGUUGGAGGCAGACUUCUACUUUGAACAUGACAAAAGUGUUGGAGCUGUUGUUGUUGGACUUGAUCAGUACUUCAAUUAUUACAAAAUGCAGUAUGCAAGAAUAUGUAUCAGUGAGAAUCCAGGCUGCCUUUUCAUUGCGACCAAUCGUGAUCCAACUGGACAUAUGACAUCUGCCCAAGAAUGGCCAGGAGCUGGAACUAUGGUUGCUGCAGUAAGUUGUUCAGUACAGAAAGAGCCCAUUGUUGUUGGAAAACCUUCAACCUUUUUGAUGGACUUCCUUUUGAAAAGCUUCAGUCUGGAAACAUCAAGGAUGUGCAUGGUGGGUGAUAGACUGGACACCGACAUACUAUUUGGCCAGAGUACUGGUUGCAAGACCCUCCUUGUUUUGUCUGGUUGUACUUCCUUACCAGAACUGCAGGACGCUUCGAAUAACAUCUAUCCGGAUCUCUACACAAAUAGCGUGUAUGAUCUCGUUGAGUUAUUGCAGAAAUAAUUUCUCGGCCAAGGCAAUCGCAGUGGCAGGGAGUUCUGACUAUAUUAUCACAAAUUCACAAUCCCACGACGCUUUGGAUAGUGCCAGUUGGGAAUUACUACGUGAACAGCAUGCACAAAUCAAAUGGGCCAUGGAAAGUUGGAAACAACAUUUAUAUUCUUUUGGGUACCUAUUUCAUAGCAACCCAGGACUGCAUAUUAAUUGAAGUAAACUCCAGUCCUUCCAUUUCAAGUUAAGACAGCUUCACAACCUCAUAAAUGUACCAUGGAAUCUGUUAACGCUUCAAAUUUGGCAGUGGGACUGCAUUUGCCGGUCUUGAAAAUAUAGACAGCGGUAAUUGCACUGAAUUGAGAUUGUGGCAACUGAAUUGCAAUGAAUUUAAUCUUGAUGCAAUGUGCUCUCGACGUUAAAAGUUCUAUAAGGAGUUCUGUAAGGCUAUUGACAAGGGGUGAUUUACAUACUUAUUUCAAAUACUUACA
Molecule: messenger RNA, 1468 nt
Organism: Setaria italica (foxtail millet)
Lineage: Eukaryota; Viridiplantae; Streptophyta; Magnoliopsida; Poales; Poaceae
Product: phosphoglycolate phosphatase 2
Exons: 11
Coding region: 69-989 (306 amino acids)
Molecular function (GO): phosphatase activity
Source: RefSeq, a predicted model, not a curated record